Molecule: messenger RNA, 1503 nt
Organism: Sparassis crispa
Lineage: Eukaryota; Fungi; Basidiomycota; Agaricomycetes; Polyporales; Sparassidaceae
Exons: 8
Coding region: 1-1503 (500 amino acids)
Source: RefSeq, a predicted model, not a curated record
AUGGCUGCUUUUAAUAUUUCAGUUGACGACAGCUCUCCUUUAAUUACUUACUUCCCUCUUAAUGCGUGGAUUGACACUCCCGCAAAUGACACACUAGCUGCUUUCUACGCUCAAUCCUCAUUCCAUGCGACAUCUGUUGGUGGCGCGUAUGCAGAGUUUGCGUUCAAUGGGACCGGCAUCUGGUUGUACGGCGCUCGAAGGCCUGAUUAUGGCUCCUACACCGUCUUGGUUGACAACAAUGUCGUCGCUCACACGAAUGCUACAGCUGCUAAUUCUACGGUGGGGCAAUUCCUGGGUGGCACCUCGAAUUUACCUAUGGGUCAACGUAAUGUUGUCUUGCGCAAUGCUGGAACUGGUCCAAUGGACAUCGACUCCCUUGUUCUUGAAACGCAGAUAGGCUCAACUGGAGAUUCUGUGAUCACUACAAAUAUCGACGACUCGAGCUCGCGCUUCACGUAUACGCCAUCCGUUAGGUGGGCUCUAGUCGACGAUUCGCAGUUCUACAACAAUACACUGCAUUAUUCUGAUGCAGGCGGGGCUCAGGCGUCACUCUCCUUCUCGGGUGAUGGUGUCGCUGUAUACGGGACUGUUUCACCCCAACAUGGAAACUACACCGUUACCUUGAACGGUCACAUCUCUCAGAUCAUCAAUGGAGGGGCCGAUGGCUUCGUACGGCAGUUGCAUGCGCAGACAUUACUGUUCUCCGCAGAGAAUCUAGGCGCUGGAAUGCACUGUCUCGUGGUAACUGGUAACUCCGGACAAAACAACACAGGACACUACGUGGACGUUGACUACGUAACUGUGUAUACGGCGUCCAAUAGUUCGGAGGCAAGUGUCACCAGUAGUGGAAACGUCGCCGGUAUGACUGGCUCUAGUGUUCCCACUUCAAGCAGUCCCAAUCCGUCUGGUACAGGACAAGAUGGUGACGGUUUCAACACUGGACCUACCCAACCCAACAACAAUGUUUCCAUGAAGCCUGCACCCGGCAUGUCCCAAGGUGCUGUAGUUGGAGCAGUUCUUGGCACCAUCCUUGGAGUUGUUAUCCUGCUCGUUUUGCUGUAUUUCUUCGUCAAGCGGAGGCGCACGCGUUCCGUGGGGAAAGAUGCUCCAACACCCGCACUUCCAAUACAGGAUCCGGAUUUAGAAUUGGGAACGUACGAAGUCGGUGAUGAAGAAGAUGAGAAGGCAGCAGACUCGGAUAUUGUCGUUUCGGAGAAGCGGAUGACAACUGCCUCGAUGGCGUCUCGAUGGUCUCAGGCCUCAUUUGAAUCGAGUCCAACACUCAGGCCGCCUUCGCACGACCCGUCAGUUGGUAUGAAGUUCGAAACCAUGGGACCAGGCCAUGGUCGUCAGGUGUCGGAAGCAUCGACGUUCGUGGAAAUAGCUGAUAUGUAUCGCUACUCGAGGCCAGAUCUGGAGGUCCCUCGCGAUGACCUUCGAUGGGAAGAUGCAGAGCCAAUCGUUCCACCUCUUCAAGUCCUUGCGGACAAAGGCCUCAACUGA